Molecule: messenger RNA, 426 nt
Organism: Rhodamnia argentea
Lineage: Eukaryota; Viridiplantae; Streptophyta; Magnoliopsida; Myrtales; Myrtaceae
Product: heavy metal-associated isoprenylated plant protein 28
Exons: 2
Coding region: 4-426 (140 amino acids)
Molecular function (GO): metal ion binding
Source: RefSeq, a predicted model, not a curated record
GAGAUGCGAGUGCACAUGGACUGCGCCGGUUGCGAGAGCAAGGUCAGGAGUAAACUCGAGAAGCUUAAAGGUGUGGACACGGUCGAAAUAGACAUGAACCUACAGAAGGUGAGAGUCACCGGGUGGGCGGACCAAAAGAAGGUUCUCAAGACGGUGAGGAGGACCGGAAGGAGGGCCGAGCUGUGGGAACUACUGUGCAACCCGGUGCCCGACAGCCCCGGUGCUCUUAUCAAUCAAUACCAAAUCAACGGUCCGCUCGCGUACUAUGCUCUGCAGCCUUCAUCUCAUUACAACUACUAUAAGCACGGAUACGAUAGCGGUGAGCCGAGGUACUACCAUCGGUAUCCAGGGCAUACGACGGUUUUCAGUCACCGGACCGGCGCAACGUUUAGCGACGAGAAUCCUCAUGCUUGUUGUGUAAUGUGA